Lingula anatina is the source of this 680-nucleotide messenger RNA. RefSeq names its product pyroglutamyl-peptidase 1-like. The record is from RefSeq and is a predicted model, not a curated record. NCBI's taxonomy places the organism in Eukaryota, Metazoa, Brachiopoda, Lingulata, Lingulida, Lingulidae. Gene Ontology annotation, molecular function: pyroglutamyl-peptidase activity. Gene Ontology annotation, cellular component: cytosol. Gene Ontology annotation, biological process: proteolysis.
UCAUCCCGCAGAUAAUUGAAUAAAUGUCAAACACAAAUGAAACUUUCUGCUGUGAUACUUCCUCCUGAUAUUUUGUUUCAAUUGCCCCAUCAAAUGCUAUAUUUCUACCGACUUUGGUUAUUGGUUUUGUCAAAAAAAAAAGUGCUUUCGACCUCAGGCUGCUAAUUGGCCUCUCUUUGAAUGAACCAAGCACUUACCGUACCAAGAAGGUAAACAUUAUCUAACAUUAGUUAGUGCUUAGGAAAAUGACAGAUCAACAAACUGUAGUUGUGACAGGAUUUGGACCCUUUGGUUCCCACACAAUCAAUGCCAGCUGGCUUGCUGUCCAGGAGUUGGCAAGGAAAGGUUUGGGACAAGGCAUUAAUCUUGUGGUGGACCAGCUACCGGUGGCCUACUCUGAAGUGAAAAACAUUGUGCCCAAGUUGUGGAAUCUUAGACCCAAGUUAGUAGUACAUGUAGGAGUGUCCGGGAUUGCAGACAGACUGACACUGGAGCAGCUAGCACACAAUGACGGCUAUGAGAGAGAGGAUAUAUUUAACUGUGUUCCUGACACCAAGUGUUGUGUGGACGGAGCAGACCACUGCCUGGUGUCGGCUAUAGAUAUGACUAAAGUACAGCAGUGUGUUAAUAGCUCUGCUUGUGGAGUGGAAGCCAUUGUUUCUACUGAUCCCGGAAGGUGA